This is a messenger RNA of Brassica rapa (field mustard), 1275 nucleotides long. Its product is annotated as PGR5-like protein 1A, chloroplastic. Gene Ontology annotation, cellular component: chloroplast thylakoid membrane. NCBI's taxonomy places the organism in Eukaryota, Viridiplantae, Streptophyta, Magnoliopsida, Brassicales, Brassicaceae. Gene Ontology annotation, molecular function: oxidoreductase activity, acting on iron-sulfur proteins as donors. The record is from RefSeq and is a predicted model, not a curated record. Gene Ontology annotation, biological process: photosynthetic electron transport in photosystem I.
AAUAAUUAAAAAAAUCAGCUCACAGUAACACUCAUCUUCAACCACACAAAGGUUCCUCAAAUAUUUUCCCGGAAAACAGAGGAAAAAAAGGAACCUCCUUUCUUCUUCUCCCGGGGAACAUGGGUAGCAAGAUGCUGUUCAGUUUAACAAGCCCUCGACUUUUCUCCGCCGUCUCCCGCAAACCCACAACUUCUUUCUCUUCUCCUUCGUCGUCGAGGACUCAAUGGGCUCCGCUCAGCCCUGGGAGAUCGGUUCCCUUGAGAAAAAGAUUCUUCUUGUUGCCUUCAAAAGCCACCACAGAGCAGUCAGGCCAAGCUGGAGGAGAAGACGUGGAUAGCAACAUCAUGCCGUAUUGUAGCAUCAACAAGGCUGAGAAGAAAACAAUUGGUGAAAUGGAACAAGAGUUUCUCCAAGCCAUGCAAUCGUUUUAUUACGAUGGUAAAGCGAUCAUGUCGAACGAGGAGUUUGAUAAUCUUAAAGAAGAGCUCAUGUGGGAAGGAAGCAGUGUUGUCAUGCUAAGUUCUGAUGAACAAAGAUUCUUGGAAGCUUCAAUGGCUUAUGUUUCUGGGAAUCCAAUCCUCAAUGAUCAAGAAUUUGAUCAGCUCAAACUCAAACUAAAGAUGGAUGGUAGCGAGAUUGUGUGCGAGGGUCCAAGAUGCAGUCUCCGUAGUAAAAAGGUGUAUAGUGAUCUCGCUGUAGAUUACUUCAAAAUGCUCUUGCUCAAUGUUCCAGCAAGCGUUGUUGCUCUAGGACUGUUUUUCUUCUUGGACGACAUUACAGGUUUUGAGAUCACAUACAUAUUGGAGCUUUCAGAGCCAUUUAGUUUCAUAUUCACGUGGUUCGCUGCCGUGCCUCUGAUCGUAUACCUGGCUUCAUCAAUCACCAAACUCAUCAUCAAAGACUUCUUGAUCUUGAAGGGUCCUUGUCCAAAUUGUGGAACGGAGAAUGUUUCCUUCUUUGGAACAAUUCUUUCAAUCUCCAGCGGUGGCAAAACCAACAAUGUCAAAUGCACCAACUGUGGUACCGCGAUGGAGUAUGACUCUGGUUCUAGGUUGAUCACAUUGCCAGAAGCAAGCUAAAGCUUGAACCCUGUGAGAUGAAGAUGGAGAAAAGAAGAAUGGGUUUUGUCAGAAGCAAAAAUGGAUUUGAUGCUGUAUAUUUAAGAUCUUCCAUGUUAGCUCUCUAUCUCCUUCACAUGUUUUCUGAUUUGUAAGUACUGUGUAUGCAAUAAGGGAAAAUAUUUUAAUGAAUACAUCUUCACCAACCUUUCAAUCA